Tetrahymena thermophila SB210 is the source of this 1539-nucleotide messenger RNA. Its product is annotated as serine carboxypeptidase family protein. Gene Ontology annotation, biological process: proteolysis. The record is from RefSeq and is a predicted model, not a curated record. The transcript is spliced from 4 exons. NCBI's taxonomy places the organism in Eukaryota, Ciliophora, Oligohymenophorea, Hymenostomatida, Tetrahymenidae. Gene Ontology annotation, molecular function: serine-type carboxypeptidase activity.
AUGUUUGGUUACAAUAAAUAUAUAAAUAAUUAAAAUCAAAAUUUAAGAAAGUUUUCAAUUAAUUGGAUAAUUAAUAAUCUUGAUAGAUUAAUUUCUCUUCUUCUUAUUUAUUUUUAUUUCGAGGAUAUUUCUAAUUGUUAAUCACUCAUAGAUAACCAAUCGUUUCUUUAAUUAAGCGCUUAUAUCUAACAUAAAUUAAAAAUGCAAGCAAAUCAAGCAUUAUUAAUCACAUUAUUUAUCUGCAGCUCGGUUGCUUUACAAAAUUCUAUUUUUUUGAAUGAAACUUUCUAUCCAGGGCUGAUCAAGAUAAAUAGCGACAGUGAUAUGUUCUACAUUUUAUUUGAAUCUCGCUCAAAUAAAAAUAGUGAUCCACUAAUAUUAUGGUUAAAUGGUGGUCCUGGGUGCUCUUCUAUGCUUGGACUUUUUGAGGAAUUAGGUCCUUAUAAAAUUACUUAAGAUAACACUCUUACUUCGAACCCUUAUUCAUGGAAUAAUAAAGCUAAUGUUCUCUUUGUAGAUCAGCCGAUUGGAACAGGAUUCAGUAACUUAGGUUCAAGUUAAAUACCUAAUACUGAAGAAGGGGUCGCAAAACAAAUGCAUGACUUCAUUUAAAGCUUUUUGUAAACCUAUCCUAAAUAUGUUAAUCGCGAUUUUUAUAUCGCUGGUGAAUCUUAUGCAGGCCAAUACAUUCCUGCUAUAGGCUCUUUAAUCAUUAAAUCUGGAGAUCUCUAAAUUAAAUUUCGUGGUGUUGCUAUUGGCAAUGGUUGGGUUGACCCUUACUAUUAGCAACCUGCUUAUGCUGAAUAUGCUUAUAAAUAUAAUCUGAUAGAUUUAGAUACCUACACUGCUACUUAAUAAUAAUUUGCAGUGUGCUAACAGUAUAUAAAAACUGGAGCUCCCAUAUAGAUCUUAACAGAUGCAUGUGAAGCUCCUUUUAACAAAAUUACAGAAAAGAAUAACUUUGAUAUUUAUAAUUAUAAAACUCCUUGUGUUAAUCCUACAUGUUCUGAAGAUGCUGAUGAUGAUAAAGUUCAAAAAUUCUUGAGUAGAGAAGAUGUGUAAUAAGUAUUAGGAGUUUAAGGUAGAACAUGGAGUGCUUGUGUUGACAAUGUGUACAGUGCCUUAUCAGAUCUUGAAAAUCGUUCUUCAACCAAUGAUCUUAUUAGUAUUGUUAAUGCUGAUCUAAAGGUCUUGAUAUAUAAUGGUGAUCUAGACUAUAUGUGCAAUUAUAUUGGAACAGAAAAUUGGGUUAAUAAUCUUAAUUGGAAGUAAUAGAGUUAAUUUUAGGUUGCCUAAUAUUAAACUGUUAAAUUAAACGGUAAAGAAGUAGGAAAAAUAAAAGGAGUUUCCAAAUUUUAAUUUUAUAUUGUUUAUAAUGCAGGCCAUAUGGUACCUAAAGAUUAGCCAGAAGUUGCUUUGCAAUUAAUUAAUAAUUUUAUAAGCCAAGAAAGCUAUUUAAAAAUGUUAGAAUUCUAGAUACUAUUUUACUUAAACAUAUAUUUUGUUUCUCACGCAGUUAUUAGAUUUUUAUAAAAAUGA